UGGUCCCAACAAGAAGAAGCAACGACGAUAACCGUUCGGACCUUGGAGGGUUACAUUUACCCAAAACUUAUUUUCAAAUGGGCCCCGUCGCCUAGCGUUUACUCCCCCAGCCUCGCCGACUGAGUUGAAUUGGGUGCUACUGAACAUCAAGCACGUCUGGGUCACUAAAAGGUUUCCAUCAAGCACAGCGUAACCAGAGACCAGCAACAGUAGAAUGGCAGCUAUUCCAGCAGGCGGUUCUCUCGUGGCGACCACUGACUACUACCGAAGGCGCAUCGGCUCUACGUCCAGCAGCAGCUCUUGUGGCAGUUCGGAGUACAGUGGAGAGGUCAUCCCUCACCAUCCAGGACUCCCCAAGCAGGACUCUGGCCAUUGGUGGUCCAGUUUCUUCUUUGGGAAGCAGCCAGGGAUGACCCCACUGACGGAGGAGGCACAGCAGAAGGCGGGGGUCACGGGUGCGGUGACGAAUGGUCAGAUCACCUGCGUUGCCAGGGAGAUGGUGAUGCAACGGCAGGUGAAAGAGAGCAGCGACGCAGGAAGCCCCACCUCCUCCUGAUCCCGCAGUCUCACUCUGAUCCACGCCGCACCUCGGGGGAGUCGAACCAGCGACCAACGCUAGGUGACGGGAGGAUGCCCCGUUUACAACAUUAUUAGUUUUUUUUUUUUUGUUUUUUUUUUUUUUUUUUAAUAUUAUUCAUUGUAGUAUAGGCUGCCUUACUUUUUGUUUUGGUAACCUUGUGUUUUUUUGUUUUUUUUAUUGACAACCAAGAAAAAAAUUCAAAAUAACAACAACAAGACAAUGAUGAACUGAUGAGCUACUUGUUUUUUUUUUUGUUUUUUUUAACAUUUGUACUGUUCUGUGUUUGUCAUACUGUGGUGCACAGACAUCCACAUGCCUUUUUUUGUUAAACAUUUUUCACUUUUGUCACCCUGUGAUUGUAAAUGCAAUAAAGUAGACUCCUGCAGCCUAAA
This is a messenger RNA of Siniperca chuatsi (mandarin fish), 972 nucleotides long. It is a transcript of the gene ppdpfb, whose product is annotated as pancreatic progenitor cell differentiation and proliferation factor b. Gene Ontology annotation, biological process: cell differentiation; multicellular organism development. The record is from RefSeq and is a predicted model, not a curated record. NCBI's taxonomy places the organism in Eukaryota, Metazoa, Chordata, Actinopteri, Centrarchiformes, Sinipercidae.